Lodderomyces elongisporus is the source of this 2448-nucleotide messenger RNA. It is a transcript of the gene ABZ1, whose product is annotated as 4-amino-4-deoxychorismate synthase. Bases 1 to 2448 code for a protein of 815 amino acids. Gene Ontology annotation, cellular component: cytoplasm. The transcript has a single exon. Gene Ontology annotation, biological process: 4-aminobenzoate biosynthetic process. Gene Ontology annotation, molecular function: aminodeoxychorismate synthase activity. The record is from RefSeq and is a predicted model, not a curated record. NCBI's taxonomy places the organism in Eukaryota, Fungi, Ascomycota, Pichiomycetes, Serinales, Debaryomycetaceae.
AUGAUCUUAUUAAUUGAUUCAUAUGACUCGUUCACCAAUAAUUUAGCACAUCUUAUAAAGAGUACCACGAGUGUAAAUGUUGAUAUUGUACAUAAUGAUGCAAUAGAUGCGAAGGAUUACGAGGCAUUUUAUAAGCAGGCGGCUGAAAAAUAUCAAUGUAUUGUUAUAGGCCCUGGCCCAGGCCAUCCAGCCAUUAAGGAGGAUAUAGGUAUUAUCGGUUGGUUGAUCAAGCGCAUUACACAAGAUGGUCCCGAACAUGCUGUCCCUAUUUUAGGGAUUUGUUUAGGAUUCCAAAGUUUAUGCUAUGAAUUCGGCAACGAAGUGUCUAGGCUUCGGAAUGUCAAACACGGGCAGAUCUAUUCAGUCGAGCCAACUGGAGAAAGUGGGUUGUAUUUGAGCAAGGAAGGUUUUGAUAGUGUACGAUAUCAUUCGCUUCAUGUCAAAACACCAUUUUCAAGCAACAUUGAACCGCUCGCGUAUUGCAAUGAAAUAGAUAUAUCAGAUAAUGAUAACCAUUUUAACGGAGACGCCGACGAGAAGGAGAAGGAAAAGGAGAAGGAGAAGGAGAAGGAAAAGGAGAAGGAGAAGGAGAAGAGGAAGGACGAUAUAAAAGGAGCGUCAAAAAUUCUUAUGGCUAUGAAAAUAAGGGAUUUCCCAUUUUAUGGAGUCCAGUACCACCCAGAAUCCAUUUGUUCUCAAAAAGGUAAAGACUUGGUGAAGAAUUUCAUAAAGAUUGCCAAUGAAUACAACUCUAAAUACCGUCGACUUAAGUGUCCUCUGACACGGGUGUGUGAUAGUACUCAAACAAUGCUCAGAAAUGGCACCUCCAAUGAUUCCUCCAAAGGCACCUCCAAUAGCACCCCCAAAGGCACCUCCAACGGCUCCUCUAAUGGAUUUACCCAUCGAUACCAGGAUAUUCAAUUCAUAAAACUCAAUCUUAAUGAGAAGAUUACUCCCAUAGAUAUAUGUGAUCAUUUCUACAAAGAGGAUGGUGCAGCAAAUUUCAUUCUUCUCAACUCCGCCUCUACGCCCGGUGAGUGGUCAAUUAUCGGAUUCCCUACUCCUGGAAAAAGCCCUGUUAUAACACACUCUGUGGAUGACAUAAACCAUGUCUCAAUCUCAACUUACAAGUCCAAAAACAAAGAUGUUCAAACAAUAAAAGUCGACGGAAAAGAAGGAAUGUGGAGUUUUCUUGAAGAGAAAUUACGCGAAAAGUUUAUCUCGCGUGAUGAUUUGAAAAGUAAAAUUAAGAAUUACCAUUCAAGAGAAAUUCCCUUUUUUGGAGGAUACAUGGGUCUAGCAUCAUAUGAAGAAGGGCAACAUGUAAUGAUCAAAAAGCUUCUGCCCAUUUGUCGUGAAAACACGACAACUCCUGAUUUGAAAUUGGUUUACGUUGAAAACUCUUUGGUAUACGAUCAUAUAACUAAAGAGUGGUUUCUUAUUUCCUUGGAGAAUUCAGACUGGGCUAAAGAUAUGAGCCAAACAUUGCAAUCUAUAACACCAAUAAAUAUAGAUUCAGUGCCAUUAACCGUCAAGGACCUUGCUAAGAAAUGCGACAGCAAUUUAAUCAAGUUUGAUUUUCCUUGCUCAGAAAGUUACAAGGCUCAAUUUGAAAAAUGUCAGGAAUAUUUACAUUCUGGGGACUCUUACGAAUUAUGCUUAACUACUCAACUGAAGAUUGUUUUACCUUCAUACAUCGAGCCAUGGGAUAUUUACAAGGUGCUUACACUUCACAAAAAUCCUUCACCGUUUUCGUGCUUUAUGGAUUUUGACGACUGUUGCUUGAUAUCAUCUUCACCAGAAAGGUUUUUAUCUUGUAAACAAGAUGGCACAGAGAAAGUUGUUGAAUUGCGGCCAAUCAAGGGUACUGUGAAGAAUACACCCGAUGUCGAUAUUGCUAAAGCCACAAAAAUUUUGAAAACGCCAAAGGAAAUGGGCGAAAACUUGAUGAUUGUGGACUUGAUUAGGCAUGAUUUGUACCAAUUCACAGACGAUGUUAGUGUGACACAAUUAAUGGCGGUCGAGGAGUACAAGACUGUUUAUCAACUAGUUAGUGUGAUUCGGGGUGUUUUACCAGAGGCACCAAACCAUUUUCAAGGUCUUGACUUGCUCAGGUAUUCGUUGCCCCCUGGGUCAAUGACAGGAGCGCCAAAGAGAAGGUCAGUAGAGCUUUUGCAAGAUAUCGAAGAAAUGCAGCUGAAUGUUGUAAAAGGUGGUAGAAGGGGUAUAUAUAGUGGAAUAGUGGGGUAUUGGUCAAUUACAGAUGAUUCUGAUUGGAGUGUUGUUAUCCGGUCAAUAUUCAGCUAUAAAGAUGAUGUUGAAAACUCAGAAUCAACAAAUAUUUGGCGAAUAGGUGCCGGUGGAGCAAUAACAGUUUUGAGCGACUGCAAAGGAGAAUGGGAGGAAAUGAACUUGAAACUUACAAGUGCAUUACAAGCAUUUAGGUAG